AUGGAGACCGAACAUCCCGUGCGCCUUGAACGGCGUAAAAUAUUGUUGCAGUUAGAACGCACCAUUGAACAACUCCAAGUUCAACAAAUCGAUCUCUCUGAAUUGCGCCAGUUCAGCAUUGCUGUCCAACCGAUGACACUUACUGGAAACUCGGAUUCACGGCCGUCCUUUUUCACCCGGUCUCGGUUACUUGAUGAACCCGACGAUGAGCUACUUGAGAAGGAGUACCCGACUUAUCCCCAUGAGGCCGAUCCAUCGUACGAAGAGCUCGAACCUUUCCUGAUCCCCUACUAUCGCGCGAUGGGCUUCUGCGACUACCUGACAUCUUGGAUGUUGGACGAAACGUGUGGCAGAAUGCCAGGUCCAUGGUCUUCAAAAUGUGUUGGCGAUUAUACCACUUACAAGAGUCUCUUUCAGUACCACGAACCUGCGUUUGGAGCGCUGUAUAUGACCGACCUUAGCGGCCCGGAUCACCCCCACACAAAGGCAAUCGUAUACAACAACGUGAAUACGACUGAUCAGGCAAUCCUGCGAGGGGAAUUGCUGUUAAUCCUACGCUUGAUGAUUGGACAACUCAGAAAACGCCGUUUCAUCAGACAUAUGGUUGCACCGGUUCUUCUUUUCUCCAUCGUCGGACCGCAACAUGCGCGCAUAAUCGAAGCCACUUUCGACGGUUCCAAUCUUAAUUUACGCUCGACCAAGAUCUUUGAUCUUCGCUACAAGAAUGUUCAGGGCUUGAAAGAUUUCGCAGAGUAUUAUCUGGGACCCCCGAUCGGCGAUACGGUCAAGACAUGA
This is a messenger RNA of Aspergillus bombycis, 795 nucleotides long. RefSeq lists its product as uncharacterized. The transcript is spliced from 3 exons. NCBI's taxonomy places the organism in Eukaryota, Fungi, Ascomycota, Eurotiomycetes, Eurotiales, Aspergillaceae. The record is from RefSeq and is a predicted model, not a curated record. Bases 1 to 795 code for a protein of 264 amino acids.